Aspergillus viridinutans is the source of this 951-nucleotide messenger RNA. RefSeq names its product ankyrin repeat domain-containing protein. Bases 1 to 951 code for a protein of 316 amino acids. Lineage: Eukaryota; Fungi; Ascomycota; Eurotiomycetes; Eurotiales; Aspergillaceae. The record is from RefSeq and is a predicted model, not a curated record. Gene Ontology annotation, molecular function: protein binding. The transcript is spliced from 3 exons.
AUGUGCAGCGUUGACCCUCCCCACCCUGAACGACUUCUUGAUGAGGUGGAUAAUCCCAUGAACCACUUGCCAGCGUUGGAUGUAAGCGCUAUGCUGCAAAUGGCAGGUCAUCGCGGCCGGCGGCCAAUCCAUGAAGCAGCCGCAACCUCCGAGUAUCUAGUUGCCUGGCUGAUUGAGAAAGGAGUUGAUCUGGCGGCCACAACCUAUCAUGGCGAGAGCCCGCUUCAUAUUGCGGCGUCGGCCAAGCAGAGCAACAUUGUCGGACUUUUGCUUGACAGGUACGACGAGCAGGAAAAGGCGAAACUUGUCAACCAGCGAGAUCGACUCGGCUGCACACCUCUUCACUACGCUUGUCGCUCCGGUAAGAGAGAGACCGUCGUUCUCCUGCUAGACGCAGGGGCCGAUGCCACCAUCGCUGACGAGAAAGGCGAGACUCCGUUGCAUGCGUGUGCAGAGUUCAAAAGAUAUCGCAAGUGCCCACCGGACAAUUGCUCUCGUUUUGCCGAGGGUGUCUGGCAUUUUUUCACUGACGACGACGAGACAUUACGAAUAAACGAGAUUGUUGGUCUGCUGCGUGCACACGGCGCGGACAUCCUUGCCAGAGACAAAAUGGACAGGACGCCUCUGGAGGUUGUAAUUGCCAACGCAAACCAGGAGAUGGUUUCCCUUUUACAGGCCGACACUAUGGAAGCCAUCAAAUCAGACAAAACGCGCCAUGGAAGCGACUGGCAUCUGGACGGCUUGGCCGGGUCCUUAGGCAAGGAACGAUACAUCAAGUCAUUCAAGUAUUUGAUGGACCUAGGCUUGGAUCCUUUUCAGGAGGAUUACAAGCAACGGUUUGCUGUGGACGUCGCGGCCGCAAUGGGUAAAAGUGACAUUCUUGCUCUUUUUCAGAAGAAGACAGAUCAAAUCAGCGUGAGGUUUGCAGGCUUGGUUAACUCUAGAUCGUAG